GAGGGGGACUGAAGCGGCUGCCUCGGAGCUCUCCGGUAACACAGACGGUAGACGGCACCGAGUCUCCGUGCACUGCACAUCCAGCCUCCACCUGACCCACGGUGGGAACACGGUCCACGCAUAUUGAGGAAGUUUUUCCUCAUUAUUUUCAUUACUAUUAUUUUGUUGAUUUGAGGCAUCAGAUAAAGUCAGAAUGUAUGUUAUUGUUUCAUAUGUAAGCAGAUGGCGGUGAGUUGAAGAAGCAUUAAAACACACCUGAGUGUGUCGGGACGGGCCAACGUGUUUCUAACACUUAUUUCAUAAUAACCAACGGGGGCGACAACUUCGGGGUUUUUUUUCCCGCUGGCGGAGCUUCUAUUUUCGUCCUUAAUUUUUUUUUUUUUUUUUUUUUUUUUUUGUCAAACAUCAUCCGACCCCAUCCUCCUCCUCUUCCUCCUCCUCAUCUCCUCUUCUUCCUCCUCCAACCGUCUUCACUUGGUAAAACAACAGCCACCUACUCUACAGCCUGCCUUCCUGAAGGAAUCAAAAAUAACAAUUUAGUCAACAUCAGCCCAGGACUGGACUGUCACAAGGAUGCUACUCCAGCAAAGACACUACUAGACGGUCCAAACCACCGCUGCCAAUAUGUUUACGCGAGGUUAUGGUGGGGUGGAGUUACUUCUGGUGCUGUGUGGCCUGGAUCUCUCUCUGCCUUGCCCUCGCCACUGCAUCUGCUACACUUCACCAAGCACCGUGUCUUGCCAGGCCCACAACUUCCAUGCUGUGCCCGAGGGCAUCCCCGCCCAGAGCGAGCGUGUUUUCUUGCAAAACAACAAAAUUCAGCGGCUGCUUCGCGGCCACUUCUCCCCCACCACCACCAUGUUGUGGCUUUACUCCAACAACAUCUCCUACAUACAACCCUCCACUUUUCAUGGCUUUGACCGGCUGGAGGAGCUCGACCUUGGUGACAACCGCCACCUGAAGGCCCUCGCUUCAGACACGUUCAUGGGCCUGGGUCGGCUACAUGCGCUGCACCUAUACCACUGUGGCCUGAUCAGCCUCCCACCAGGGAUUUUUGCAGCCCUCCAUAAUCUCCAGUAUCUCUACCUGCAGGACAACCAGUUAGAGUUCCUGGAGGAUGACUUGUUCAUAGACCUACUGAACUUAAGUCAUCUCUUUCUGCAUGGCAACCGCCUCUGGAGCCUUCGGCAGAACACAUUUCGUGGUCUGGGAGUCUUAGACCGGCUGCUUCUCCAUCAGAACCGAAUCCAGUGGAUUGACCGUCAGAGCUUCCAUGACCUGCGGCGCCUCACCACCUUGUUUCUGUUUAACAACUCCCUGACUGAGCUAUCUGGUGCCACCCUGGCCCUGCUUCCAGCCCUGGAGUAUCUGCGACUCAACGACAACCCCUGGGAAUGUGACUGCAAAGCCCUCUCACUUUGGGAUUGGUUGCGAAGAUUCAGAGGUUCCACCUCAGAGCUGAUGUGUUCGUCACCGCCAGAGCUACGAGGGAAAGAUCUGAAGACGCUGAAGAAAGAGCAGCUACCCCUUUGCAUGUCAGGUGAGGGCCAUGCACGUGUUGGCCCAGGAGGGGACAUGGACCAGGGAGAGUCUCUGAACCAUCUGAACCGUCAUCGAAACCAUCACAACCACCAUCAGCGGCCGUACCUACCCCAUGGGGAUCAGUACAAUUUGCCCUCACCUUCACCCCUGCCUCGACCACCAAAGGGCGGCCGCAGAAACUGUACCCGUCGGGGCCGCAAGGCAAAAGGUGGGCUCAAUGAAGUGCAGGUUUUAAGGGAGGACAGUGAGAAAGACUACACUCCAGAUGGAGGUAAAUAUGACUUAUCUGCCACUGCACGGAGGAAGAAUAAGUGUAUUCCAAGAACUUCUGUUGGCCCACCAAUUGGGGUCCAGAGAGCUAAUAAUACAGCAGUGUCCCACCUUGGAGUUUCCAUUUUCUGUUUUCCACCAGCCCUGCUGCUGUCACUUUUAUCUCUGAUCCUACGCUGAGGACAUGGACAUUUUUACGCUUGUGAUGGAAACUUAUGAUUCACUCUUCUGAACAACCCUGCCCUGGCUCUUCAAAUGAGGCAUGUGUGCGUAACUGUGUGUGAACAUGACUGUGUAAAAAGAACAUUAUCAAAUAUCUGCUGUUGAAGUGUCCCUGCUGUUUCAAGGCAGCGAUUUCUAUGAGUCAUAAUCAAAAUGUGGAAGUCAGGGAAAACUAUUUAGCCCAUUGCUUUGAUGAUGUCACCAUGGGAAACAACAGGAAAACUUUACAUUUGUCUUUGUGGCAUAAAUUGCUUCACAGAAUUUAUAUAUAAGCUUAAAAACUGUACAGCCACAUGAAAUAACAAGCCAAUGACUCCAGAAGAACACAGAAUAAGGAUCGAAACAGUUCAAGGCUCAGUCUCUAUGUUUAGCCCUCUUGACACAAUAGUCCUCUCUCAGCACACACUCCAUCUGUCACUCCCGCUGAGACAAAGACACAGUCAUUCAUAAUUGUCACACUUGUCACUCCACAGUACCUUAAGUUCCAGUCAAAAUCCUGCACACACAAGUGGAAGAAAAAUGAGUUGUCAUGAAGAAUUUUAGCAGUAAUAACUAUACAGCCAUUAUAUGUGCUAGUAAAGCAAUUUCACUUCCAUGUCUUACAGCAGGGUAAACUUCCUAAAAUGCUGUAUAACUGUAUCCUUGGUUUGAAGUGUGAGAAAGUCCUGUAAAAGUCUAAACACUACCACAGUUGUGACACAUGUGUAUGGUCUACAAACCACAAAUAGCUCUUAAAAGGUGUAAUUUUUAUUUGCUUCCCAUCAAUUUAUAAGCCAUCCGACCUUAUCAUUUUAUGUUCCAACUAGUCGCAGUCAGUCUGAAUGAGCAACCAAUUGAAUGGGUGAUUACUGUGUCACUGUUUGUAUGAGUGUGUGUCCACUGAAGAAACCACUAAAGCCAUGCGGGUAGAACGAAGUAAGUGUGCCUAAUGAGCGGCCAAUGAGGGCUAAUUUUAGGAGGUAAAAGAUUGUCUCGCUAACUUUUCGACCUCAUUGGCUACCAAACAGAGGCCUCAAUGAGCCUGAAAGGUAAAUAUACGUGGGCCAAGGAAAAGCUGAGACUUCCUGACAAACUUCCUGACUCCCACAAACUGUUAUGCACUUUCCUCUAUCAUGCAAUGGAGGCUAGUGGAGAAAAAAGAAAACAAAAAAAAAACCACAUUCUUCAAGCAGAGAUGAUUCAGUCCAAAUAGUCACCGGAUGUUUUCAACUGCUGGUAUCUGGUAGACCUUUUCAAUCAGGGAGAAGAACUGCUGACCAACACAAUUUUGCAAUAUAUCCACCUGCAGUGAUUCAAUCAAUUUCUGAAGAUGGAAACGAAAUCAGCGCAAAAUCUGUGAUGUUCACCCGAGGGAAAAUGAACUGACUGCUACAGAAUUUCUCUCUUGUUGUCUGUUCUGUGUUAAGUACGCUCCAAAACAGAUGGACUUGAUGAUCUGUAAGCCCUGAUUGGAGAACUGGAAUCUAAAGCUGCUAUGUCUAAGGAGAAUGAAUCCCAGAGUUCUUUUUUUUUUGUUUGUUCGUUUGUUUGUUUGCUUUUUUUCUUUUGGCUCUGGGUUCUUCUUCAGGAAAUAACAAGAACUGAGAGAACACUAAGAACUAUGGGACACUGCGCCCUAUGAACUGAAGCAGUUCAAGCACACACGUCCCUCAGUAAACCCAAUUAAUCAAGUCUACAGCUUUCCUUUUCCUCUUAUUGCUAUACAAGCCCUUGUUGGUCCGGAGCUUCCAACUCCCAGCUCCACAGAUAAGACUUUGAUGUGAACUAUUGCAGUCACCCACCUAAAGUUCAUACAUUUUAGGUGAAACAUGUACAGACACACAAGGGCCAACUGGGUACCUCACUGCUAACUAGCCAGUAACGCUACAAAGCAUUACAAACUGACAAAUUCUAUUUUGAAUGAGCUGCCCCGGUAUGCAAAGGAUAACAUGUCAAAAUCAUGUCAUGCCAACAAAAGCACAAAACAUUAUUAGGUUUGGUUUGCUGGUGACCGUGAAAAAAAAAACAAAACAAAAAAAAAAUAAAAACACCAUUUGGAUGGGAAUCCGAGAGCAGGGGCCACAUCUAUACCCUGCCUGUGUGUGUUUCCCACUGAGCCCAGCCUUUUUGUGUGUAUCUAUCUAAAUGUUGGGGAUGAACAGAAGCCUGUCACUGGUGUCAUUCUCCUGACGUGUAGGAUUAGAGACCCCCACUGGUGACCUUGUCUGUGCUGCUGUGAACCCAGAGGUGAUGUAAAUUGUGUCUGUUUGUUCAUGUGAGGAUGACUUUUGUAAAAAAAAAUAAUAAUAAUAAUAAAUUAAAAAAAAUUAAAUAAAUGAAUAAAUAACAGAAAAAACAACAGGAAAAAAAGACAGAUUUAAAAAAGGAGACAAAAAUGGAGGAACUGACUCCGUUGUGUCUCUAUGGUUCCCUAAAAACUAAACGGGGAACUUGCUAUUUUUUUGUUAUGAUCAUUAUUUCUUUUAUUUUUUUAUUUUUUUCAUUUUGCUGACUCAUUCCAGGUAAAUGGUAAACUGCACUGUAACCUUCCUGCCCAUACUCUUUUCUUUUCCGUCCUACUCAUUUCUGAAUCUGUUCUUUCCUUCUGAUUCUCAUCACUCCAUCCCCUCCUCCCUUCUUUCUGUUUAUUCUCUCCCUCUCCUUCCACAUUUCUCUUCCUCCCUUGUUGCUCCCUCCUUCCUCUUCUAUCGCCGUAUUCUUUUCCUCUCCUCUCUUCCUUUGUGCAACCCAAAUGGUUUGUAUGUGGUUAUCAAACAAUGCCAGACUCAAAAGCUGUUUAUAAAUAACAUUAAACAGAAAGUGUCCUCAAA
Messenger RNA from Sphaeramia orbicularis (orbiculate cardinalfish), 4844 nucleotides. It is a transcript of the gene rtn4rl1a, whose product is annotated as reticulon 4 receptor-like 1a. NCBI's taxonomy places the organism in Eukaryota, Metazoa, Chordata, Actinopteri, Kurtiformes, Apogonidae. The transcript has 3 exons. Gene Ontology annotation, cellular component: plasma membrane. Gene Ontology annotation, molecular function: protein binding. The record is from RefSeq and is a predicted model, not a curated record. The coding region runs from base 625 to 1992 and encodes 455 amino acids.